ACAUUACAAGAAAGCAACUGACCGAACUGCACUGCACUCAAAUACCAGGUAAGAUUAUUGCCUUUUUUUUAACACUCCAAGAUAGGAUUUUACAUUAAAAAAGAUAUGGAAUUUAGAAAUGAAAUUUUAUAUAUUUCAAACUGAAAUUUCAUCUCAAUAACUAAUAUUAUGACAUUUAUUUAGCCUUAUUUGAUUUGGUGCUUUAUUCUCGAGGUCGGCAUGACGUCACAGUCACGUGAUUUUCCUAACAACAUUAUCGCAAAGGUGCAAACAAAGAGUGAGAGCGCACGUGUUGGCUGUGCAGUUUCCCUGACGUUUUUUUGAACUCGUUGAUUUUAACUGUUUCUCCAUUAUAUUUUCAUCGCAUUUUGUACUUCAUUUUGAUUUCAAUUGAUGGACAAUGGUGAAAAUAUGUUGUGUGUACGGAUGUUCCAAGAACAAGGCAAGAUGGCCAGCUUUAUCCUUUUACUUGCUGCCCAACCGAGUCACAGAGCCAGCGAGACGCCAAGCCUGGUUGACCGCGAUUAGCCGGGCGCAGGAGGAGGCCCCUGGGCGGUUGUGGGAACCAAAGUCUGACUACAAUUACAUUUGUUCCUCUCACUUCAUCUCAGGAGCUAAACACAACUCCAAAGACCACCCAGACUACGUCCCAUCAGUAUUUCCACAAUGGCCAUCGAGUGGUUCACCUGCCAAGAGGAAGCUAGAUCGCUAUGAACGUGCAGAAAGAAAAAGGAAACGAGGCGAAAAAGCUCAUCAUAGACCUCGGAAACCAGAUGAAGUCAAGGAUGUACUGGAUGAUCCCCCUGAUGACGACAUCGCGGUGCCCAUUGAAGAAGAAGAGGAAGCAGUGCCCGUUGAUGACGAAGAAGAAGCCGGUCCAGCUCCUCCCGGCUUUCAAGCACCGCUUCAGCCAACUGAACGAGAAUCUUCGAUUCUGGAGAUGGAAGCAUUACGUCGUGAACGUGACGAGGCAAGGAUAAAGGUGCAAGGACUGGAGGACUCUCUGCUAGCUUCAAAUUUGUCAUCAAAGUCGGUGGAGAAUGAUGACAAGAAAUGUAAGAACAUGACAGGUCUGUCAUGGUGUGUAUUUAUGCAGGUCUUUCUUUUUCUGAAGACAUUUAUUACUGCACAUGCCAUCAACAAGGAUAGUUUGCCUCUCCAGGAACAGUUUUUCGUGGUACUUGUUCAAUUGCGCCAAGGUUUAACUUUCGAGUUUAUUGCAACCGUGAAGGGCAUGAAAAAGACUACUGCAAUUGACUACUUUUGGAAAUGGCUUGACCUCAUGCAUGCCAAGCUGGGAUUUCUUGUUAAGUUCCAGGAUCGCAAUUAUAUAUUUCAAACAAUACCUCCAGUGUUUAAGAAUAAAUUUCCUAGACUGACUUCAAUAGUUGAUUGUUUUGAGAUCUUCAUUGAUGCACCGAGGAGGUUGAAGGCCAGGGCUCAGUGUUGGAGUAACUAUAAACAUCACUGCACUGUAAAAGUAUUUAUUUCAUGUAGCCCUCUGGGACACAUAAAUUAUGUAUCAAAAGUGUAUGGUGGCCGGGCUUCUGAUGUUCAAGUUGUUCGAGAAUCCAAUUUUAUGACUUAUGAAUUUCAUAUGCCUGGUGACCAAAUUCUUGCUGAUCGGGGGUUCACCCUCCAGGAUGAAUUUGCCGCAGCAUGUGGUGUUAAUUUGCUUUUACCUUCAUUUACAAAGGGUAAGAGACAACUGUCGGCAGAAGAGGUGGAAACAUCAAGAAAGAUUUCCUCUGUUCGAAUUCACAUUGAGCGUGUUAUCGGGCUUCUCAAAAAUAGGUACAAAAUACUUCAAGGCCCCAUUUCCAUUCAAAGCUUGCAAAAAAUCACUGAUGAGGCGGAUAAGAAGCCUCUUGCAAGCAUCGAUAAGAUAGUCCGAGUUUGUGCUGCCCUCAUCAACCUAGGUGAAGGCAUUGUAUACAGAGAGUAAUUGUGGUCAGUUUCUUGCAACGCUCUUUGAAAAUGUUGCUUUCAAUAUGAAAUUGAAAAGAAGAAAUCUUUGUUUCCACUUCUGCUGACAUGUGUUCACUUUGUCACGCAAAUUACAAAGUGCAUUUUGUUCCCAUGAUUUCCAGCCGUACAUUUCAGAUAACUCUGUAGCGCAGUCCCUUUAUCGUAGCCAAAGUAUACCUUCCAAAAAAGCCUAUAAAUCUUUUUUAAGCUUAAUCAACUCGGCUGUCAAUGGUUUAAUGAUUCAUAUUUAUUUCAGAUCACUCCUGUUUUGAGAGAUAUUUCGAGACAUAUUUGUCACAAGGUCUCAGGUUUUUUCCAUGUCCUUUUUUUGUAAUGUUACCAGGAUUGUAAUAAAGUACAUUUUUUAUUUAAAAAAAAUGAUUUUUAUUGUGUUAAAAUGGAUUAAAACUUAUUUUAACAAAUGAUGGAAUUUCCUCUAAUUGGUUUAUAAGCUAUACACAGUUUUUUAGUUGUCAAUGGAUCACUACUUGAUUUUCACUUAAUUUCUAAUAGAAAUAACAUUUCCAAAAAAUUAUUACUCAUAAAUCAUGGAAAAUUUAAUAAUUUAAAAAUGUGAACCUAUCCUUAUAGCUACUUUUCCAGUCUUGACGGAUUUUUAUAGGUCUACACCCUAUACAAUGCUAAAAAUUCGACCACAAAAUAUACUCAUGAAAUAUGUGACUUAGUGAGAUUUACAUUUUCAGCAAAAUUAAAUCUACUAAAUUCUUUUUACUCCUAUCAUGUUGCUGUUCUCUCAUGAUGCAUGUGAACAUUAACCAUGUCACAUGUUACACCACAACAAGCACAUGGCUUGAACUAUUUCUUUUACUUAUUCCUUAAAUGUAAAAUGUUUCACAAAUUUUCAUGAGUAAAUUUUAAAAAUAAAUUAUGAACUGCUGAGCAAAUGAUAUAUUUUUCCUGUCAAAUCAAUGGAAGUGAUAAAAAGGAAUUAAAGAAUAAUAGAAUUAAAAACUGACGUAUACUGCUUUAAUUUCAAUCAGUCUUCUAAGAAGUGGUAAUAGGGAGAAUAGAAAUAUAUGAGAAAUAGAGACAGAGGGUGAGAAUAAAGGAAAAAAGAAAGAGAAAGAAAUGGGUAAUAGAUAUUGAGUUGAGAUUGUUAAAAGAAGAAAAGAAAUUAACUAGUUAAAAAAAAUCUAAACACACUCAUUCAAAUUCCCAUCGAAGCAAAUUUUCAACACAAGUCAAUGUUUUUUUAAAACAUUAUUUUCAAUUAGACAGGUGUUUUGAACGUGCCAACCCUGUUACUUACCGACAAUAAAAGUUGCUAUUGCAACAAAUACUAUUUGAA
Molecule: messenger RNA, 3277 nt
Organism: Lytechinus pictus (painted urchin)
Lineage: Eukaryota; Metazoa; Echinodermata; Echinoidea; Temnopleuroida; Toxopneustidae
Exons: 3
Coding region: 401-1945 (514 amino acids)
Source: RefSeq, a predicted model, not a curated record